CUAGCUUCUUCUUCUUCACUUCUUCUUCAUCGAUCAUAAGCAAUUCAUCCUCAGUUACCAAACGUCGAUCCUAAACUAAUCCAUCAUCAUACAAUACGACAUGGAUUCCUCGGCCACAGGACAACCUUCCGACGUCUGCCACAUUGUAGCAAUGCCCUAUCCCGGCCGGGGUCACAUAAACCCGAUGAUGAACCUCUGCAACUUACUAAUUUCCCAAAAGACUGAUAUUUUGAUAACCUUCGUCCUCACAGAAGAGUGGCUCGGCUUAAUCGGGUCCGAAGCCAAACCAGACAACAUUCGCUUCGCCACAGUCCCUAAUGUGAUCCCAUCGGAGAAGGAUCGUGCUGCCGACAUGGUUGCGUUCUUUGAAGCCAUCAUGACCAAAAUGGAAGCUCCGUUUGAGCAGCUCCUGGUUGGUCUUGAGCCGCCGCCUAGUGCCAUUGUAGCUGACACUUUCCUUCCUUGGGCAGUCACCGUCGGCAACCGGAGGAAUAUUUCUGCGGUGUCUUUUUGGCCAAUGUGCGGGUCUCAUUUCUCCGUGUACCACCAUUUUCAUCUAUUCCAGCAAAACGGACACUUCCCAGUUGACUUGUUAGAGAAGGGCAAUGAACGUGUUGACUACAUCCCAGGAGUUUCUUCCACACGAUUAGCGGACACUACUAGUUUCAUUGAUGGGAGCCAAUCAAAAAUUCUAGACAAUAUUCUCAAGGCUUUUUCUUGGGUGCCUAAAGCACAGUAUCUCUUCGUCACCUCCAUCUAUGAGCUUGAAACUCAAGUAAUUGAUGUUUUAAGAUCAGAACUCUCACUACCAGUUUACACAGUAGGCCCAUUAAUACCUUCCUUCAAAGCUAUCAGUCCUACUGCUACUAACCACCUACAAUGGUUGGAUUCUCAACCUUGUAGCUCUGUUUUAUAUAUCUCUAUGGGAAGCUUUCUUUCAGUUUCAAGUGCCCAAAUGGAUGAGAUCGCAGUUGGUUUGCGCAAGAGUGGUGUUCGAUUCUUUUGGGUGGCUCGCGCUGAAACUAAAAGGUUACAAGAGGGUGAUAUGGGGUUAGUUGUUCCCUGGUGUGACCAAUUAAGGGUGUUAUGCCAUUCUUCUGUUGGUGGGUAUUGGUCACAUUGUGGAUGGAAUUCAGUUAGAGAGGGUGUUUUUGCUGGUGUUCCUUUUCUUACCUUUCCCAUAAUUUUCGACCAAACUAUGAAUAGUAAGGUGGUUGUGGAGGAUUGGAAAAUAGGGUGGAGGGUGAAGAGUACUGAUGCAAAAAUCGACUGUUUGGUGACGAGUGAGGAAAUCGCAGUGCUGGUGAAAAAAUUUAUGGAUUUGGAGGAUGAUGAAGGGAAAGGAAUGAGAAGGAGAGCGAGUGAACUCCAACAGAUAUGGAAAGGUGCCAUUGCAGAAGGUGGUUCAACUAAAACUAAUAUCAAUGCCUUCUUCAGAAACAUUUCACAGAGGCUUGAGGAUUAA
Messenger RNA from Fragaria vesca subsp. vesca, 1465 nucleotides. RefSeq names its product UDP-glycosyltransferase 87A2-like. NCBI's taxonomy places the organism in Eukaryota, Viridiplantae, Streptophyta, Magnoliopsida, Rosales, Rosaceae. Gene Ontology annotation, molecular function: UDP-glycosyltransferase activity. The coding region runs from base 101 to 1465 and encodes 454 amino acids. The record is from RefSeq and is a predicted model, not a curated record. The transcript is spliced from 3 exons.